Zingiber officinale is the source of this 1414-nucleotide messenger RNA. RefSeq names its product mRNA-decapping enzyme-like protein. Gene Ontology annotation, cellular component: P-body. Gene Ontology annotation, biological process: deadenylation-dependent decapping of nuclear-transcribed mRNA; deadenylation-independent decapping of nuclear-transcribed mRNA; positive regulation of catalytic activity. Lineage: Eukaryota; Viridiplantae; Streptophyta; Magnoliopsida; Zingiberales; Zingiberaceae. Gene Ontology annotation, molecular function: mRNA binding; enzyme activator activity. The transcript has 8 exons. The coding region runs from base 124 to 1182 and encodes 352 amino acids. The record is from RefSeq and is a predicted model, not a curated record.
GAGUAAGAAACCUCGUACCCGCUCAUAAAACUCGGUCCGCUCUCCGCUUCUUUCUCGUUUUUCGUUGCGUACCCACGGACCUCGUAUUCGGAUCGGGGUUAGGGCUCCGGUGGGGAGUCGAAGAUGCUGCAGAGCAGGAAGCCGGUGCCCAAUCUGGAUCAGCAGAGCACCAAAGCACUCAAUCUCACUGUCCUCCAGCGCGCCGACGCCUUCGUUGAGGAGAUCCUGUUGACCGCCACACAUGUCGCCUUGUACGCGUUCAGCGUCGAGAUCAACCAAUGGAGCCGAAAGGAGGUUGAGGGAUCACUGUUCGUUGUACUGAGGAAUACACAGCCUAGAUUCCAGUUCAUUGUCAUGAAUCGACGUAAUGCAGAUAAUUUAGUGGAGGAUCUGCUGGGAGAUUUUGAAUAUGAAGUCCAUAUGCCAUAUCUCUUAUACUGCAAUGCUUCUCAAGAAAUAAAUGGUAUAUGGUUUUAUGAUUCACACGAAUGUGAAGCAGUAGCAAAUCUUUUCAACAGAAUACUUAAUGCCUACUCUAAAGUACAACCAAAGCUAAAACCAGCAUCAAGUAAAAGUGAGUUUGAAGAAGUUGAAGCAAUGCCCGAUUUAUCUGCCGCUCCACCAACUACUGAUGUUCCUAAUGAUAAUUUCCUUAAGUUCUUCAAUGUACAUACUCAUACCGCUGCUACAGAAGAUGGAAAUACAACAAUUGCAGGGCAAGCCCCACUUGUCUCUACGGCUAUUCCAGUAUUGAAUAACAUACAAACCACACUCUCAUCCACUCGGCCUACCCCUAUUCUCCCAACAUCCUCCAUCCCUCUAAUAGUCCCUAAAGGUUCACAUGAAUCUAGUAUUGGGAACGAUAACCUUACUACAAAACUUGUGAAACCUUCCUUCUUUUCGGCAGCACCAUCUUCAAUAUCGGUGAAGCCACCUAUAUCAUCUUCUGUGAUGGGUGUUCUUCCAGUCUAUCCUCGAGUGGCAGUCCAACAACCAAGAACUACUCCAUUAUCAUUUCCACCGGCUACUCUAUUUGCCUCUCUAACUCCUGCCCCAAACUAUGGCCACGUGCACAUUACCAGAGACCACAUUGGUGACGCACUCUUAAGGCUUGCGCAGAAUGAUAAUUUCAUCGAUAUGGUUUAUCGAGCAAUGUUCAAUGCACACUAUCAGUAUCCAUGACAGAUAGGAGUGUGUUUACUGCCACAGCUUUGCUGAUGGGUCAUUGUAAGUGUUACGGUUCAUUUGUAAAGUCUUCAUAAGUUUUCUUUACCUUUCCCUUCAUGUUACCUUUGAAAGUUGAGGUCUGCCAUUUUUGAUUUGGUUAAACCUCGUUGUAUUUCAAUACUGAAUACCAAGGCUUCAUCUGUACUCAUAAACACUCUUUGAUUUGGUUUAUGUUUUUUAGGAACAA